CGGAAGGCGGUGCUGCGGCCCUAUCUUGCUGUCGCCGGAGCCAGGCCGCCAUCUUGAAUUUUAAUGAUAUUUUCUUCCGAAAAAGAAAGAAAGAAUAAAUAAAUAGAAGCGUUUCUUGCGAUAUUGUCGUGUGGGGUUUGGUGACAGAUUUGAAUGAGGGCUUUUGAGGUUGAUGACGUCUUUGCGGACAAACCUGUUUCAAACUUCAAACCCCAGUCUUCCCUGCACAAGAGUAUCUCUUCAUCUCAGAGACUAAAUGCAACUAGACCAGGGGGCUUGUGGGCAUGAAGUGGCCGGGCGAAUCCAAGAACAUGGUAUUGAAUGGCAGACGACAUGGGAACAAGUUGACUGGAGAGCAAACUGUGAGUCGCUCUCAGCAUCCACAGAGGGCGUCGCUGCGCCACGUCAAAAGCCACCCAAGAAGCCGGAGAUGUAGCCGGAGGUGUAAUGGAGCCAGUGUUGAGGCAGAGAGGCGCUACGUGCCCUCCUCAGGAAUGACUGCCAAAGAGCUGUGUGAGAAUGAUGAUUUGACCACAAGCCUAAUCCUGGACCCAUAUCUAGGCUUUCAGACUCACAAAAUGAACACCAGAUUUCGCCCACUCAAAGGGAGACAAGAGGAGCUGAAGGAGAUCAUCGAGAACUUCAAGAAACAUGACAAUUUGGAAAAGGCUUUUAAAGCUCUCAUGUCUGGCGAAUGGUGCCGAAAUUUGUUUCUUCACAAGCCCAAGGCCCAAGAAAAGCUCUUCAAGCAACAUGUGUUUGUAUAUUUGCGGAUGUUUGCCACGGACAGCGGCUUUGAGAUUCUUCCCUGUAACCGGUAUUCAUCUGAGCAGAACGGAGCGAAAAUUGUGGCCACUAAGGAAUGGAAAAGAAACGAUAAGAUAGAGUUCUUGGUCGGUUGCAUCGCGGAGCUUUCGGAGAGUGAAGAGAACAUGUUGCUGCGCCAUGGUGAGAAUGACUUUAGUGUCAUGUACUCCACACGCAAGAACUGCGCCCAGCUGUGGCUUGGGCCUGCUGCGUUCAUCAAUCACGAUUGUCGACCAAACUGCAAGUUUGUGUCGACGGGACGGGACACGGCCUGCGUAAAGGUCCUGAGAGACAUUGAGCCAGGAGAGGAAAUCUCGUGUUACUAUGGAGAUGGCUUCUUUGGAGAGAGCAAUGAAUUUUGUGAAUGCUACACCUGUGAAAGACGGGGUACCGGGGCUUUCAAAUCCAAAGCUGGGCUGCCAGUAGAAGUGCCGGUGAUCAACAGCAAAUAUGGGCUGCGGGAGACUGACAAACGGCUCAACAGGCUGAAGAAGCUUGGAGAAGGAAACCGGUGCUCCGACAGUCACUCUGUGGGGUCCCACACUGACCUAGACUCUCAGGAAAUGCCAAAAACACAUCAAGCUGCGAGAAAAAGAACACCAUCUUCAUCAUCCUCCUCAUCUGGCUUGAAGUACAAAAACAGGACACAAACCAGGCAGACUCUGUCAAGAGCCCUUUCUACCUCAUGUUCAAAGCAAGGUCGUGUAAGCAACACCAGGGUACCAAAGAGACUGAAAUCCCAAUCCAAGCCUUCACUCAGCAAAGUCCAGUUGCGAAGUCGCAGAAGAGGGGUGGAACCUCGGGCACCAGCCCGAGGAGACACGUGCCAGCUGGGUCUCAGGGACUCGAAGGGAUCGACCUGUAAAGAUGUCGCCAUUAAGAAGGAUGCACAGGAACCCGGUCAGUUAGCACUGAGUCAGCAAGGCUGCCUUACUCGUCAUGCUACCAAGGAGUGCAGCAGUCAUCCAGCUGCGCAGGGCGGCAAGAUCUCCUCCUAUAGAACUCGCAGGUCCACAAGGACCCUCGUAAAGCCCCAGGAACUAGUUACGUGCGUCAAGCUAGAGCCCAGCGCCAUGGAUGGCUUAAGCCCAGUCCCUGGCGGUGUGGUCAUCAAAACUGAGCCAGCAGACAUGGAGGAGUAUCUCCACCAUGGAGUUGGUCUGGGGCAGCCAAUGUUGGACUCUGGUUAUACCAGAAGAGGCUUGCGCACCAGCUGGAAGCGGCUGCCGCGGUCCAGGACUGAUCGGACAGUGAAAUGCGAGGGCUCAAACUGUGAGCCGUUCAUGUCCGGGGCUGUGGGCCAUUCCUCUGACUUUUCAGAUUGUGCUAAUGGACUGUCGGGCUUCAGCAACAGACACAGGGACUAUAACUGCAUUGCUAAUGGCAGUAAGUCCUUCCACGUGGACAAAGGAAAGAGCAGCUACCGCUCCCAGGAUAAGGGGAAAAAGAAGCGACGCAUCACACGAUAUGACGCUCAGUUGAUCCUGGAAAACAACACAGGAAUCCCAAAACUGACGCUCCGCCGGCGGAGAGACAGCAGCAGCAGCAAGACCAACGACCCCAACGACAUCGGCUCCUCCACCCUCUCCACAUCCACUGUCAACUCGGCCUCUUCCAGCAAAAUUAGCAUCAAGUUCAGCAAGGACCAUGACAAGGACAAAGGCAGCUCUUACGUGGCCAAACUGAACAACGGCUUCACCCCCAUUGUCCACAGCAACUCAACCAAAUUGAAAAUCCAGUUGAAGAGGGAGGACGAUGCUCGCCAAACAUCGCAGGCCGCCUACAAUGGGGACGUGGCUCAGAGCCUGGACACUCGGUUUGGUGGGUAUCGAACCCAGAAAGUUCUGGCCGAACCUUCAUCCAAUGAUGAGGAUGAUGAGGAGGGGAACGACGAUGAUUAUUUCGACAACGAAUUUGAAGAUGACUUCAUUCCACUUCCCCCAGCAAAGCGGCUACGCCUCAUUGUGGGUAAAGACUCCAUCGACAUUGACAUCUCCUCCAGGAGGAGAGAGGAUCAGUCUCUGAGGCUCAAUGCGUGAGAACCCUCUGUACAUAAGACAACCUACCAAUCAACUGUUGUGUUGAUGUAAAAAAAAAAACAAACACAAAAGUAAUUGAAAAAACUAGAACAUUAGUAAUCUGAAUAAGGGUGCUGUUGACUUAAAACAAAUUUCUAUUGUUCACCGAACUUUAAAGGUUUCAUUUUAGUUUCCAUGACAAUGUCUCUUCAUCACAUGGCAGGAAUUCUCUUGUUCUUUGUGAAGUGAAACUUGGACAUUUGUUUUAAGUUGACUUGUUCCUUGAGUGAGUGGUCUUGUUGUAUUGGACCUUGUAGAAAGUGUACAGUCCCCUCUGUCAUAGGCAGGAUCUUGUUCUGUUCUCGGUGCGACUUUUGGUUCCAGAUGCGUAAUUUUGACCAUCUCUUGCCAUGUUCUCUAUGUUGUCAUUGUUCUGUAAAAAUUCCUGUCUGAGUGACGCAUGUUUUUGGGUGGGAUUAAUCUAUAGUUAAUAUCUGAAAUGGUGGUCUUCAUCCUUUAAGCUGACAGUUUCUAGCAGUUCUACAGCAGAACUACUUGGUUCCCAGCGUACGGAUGGCCACUGCAGUCAAAAGCGACACAUAAAUCACAUGAUUUAAUUCCAAGAUUUUGAUUUUUGUUUUAAAGAAUGAGGAGGAUGUCUUUGCAUACAUUCACUUCUUAUAUUUAAAUGAGUGGCGGGGUCAGUUAAAUGAUUAGGGUUACCGUUGAAGCAACAACUGCAUGAUUCACUCAGUGGAAUUGAAUCCGUUCAUGUUUUUUUUUUUUUCUUCUUUUUUUUGGGGGGGUGUCACUGAAGGAAAUCAUGGUGAGCAUCAGGCAUCUCCUCAUAAUGACAACGUGGCCCAUAUUAAGUUUGAUGAAGAUGAUGUACAAACCAGACAGACUCAUCCAUUGAUUUAAUUUAUUGUUUCCUUAAAUCACGAUUCUUCAGCCUGUGGACUCGUGGACGGGGUCAUCUCCUGUCUGGUGUUACAUUCCUUUGGGUUGUACAUUACAGCAUCUCCUCUCCAGAUGUCUCAGAUGUUUGGAGAGGGGGAGAUGACCAGGUCUAAGUGGCUGUUCAGCAGUAAAUACCUUGAUUUUGUUUCAUUUCAACAGAAUUUAGAAGAAUUGGAAGGAAAGUGUUUGGCUAGAGCAAGCGUAGUGUGUAAUCUGACUUCCUGUCUUCAAUCUUGAAGCUGCAGAGCCGUUAACCACAUCUGCUUCUUCUGACUGAGAGGAACUUUUCUGGUGUGUGGAGAAGCUCUUUGGACUUCAGCAGGCGUUAGAGCCCACAUUCAACUGUGCUGCUUUUCCUAAAGGGACCAUCCUUCAUGAAGACCUCCCAACCAAGGCUGUUCCUUCAACACGGAACCGCUCCAGACCUCGCUCGGUUGGGCCUUCUGUACUUCUGUCUGUUGAUGGGGCGUAAGCUGAUGGGGAUCAAUUCAGGCCGUCGACCCAGACCCACACCGUUCACAUCACCAGCAGCUGUUCUCCAUCACACCCUGUGGACUCUUGUCUGUGUGCUCUCUGUUCAGAAGCUAAUGUGAAAAGAUUGGGGACAUUUCAGCGUGUAAAGAGAGUCCAGUUGGGCAAUGCAGAUAUUGUCCAGUAUGUAAAUCAUGUGAACACAUCUUGUAUCUAUUUAACAGUUUUGAAUACUUGAAGACUAUAUAAAGUUUCUUUGUGACUCUUG
Oryzias melastigma (Indian medaka) is the source of this 4524-nucleotide messenger RNA. It is a transcript of the gene kmt5b, whose product is annotated as lysine methyltransferase 5B. The record is from RefSeq and is a predicted model, not a curated record. Gene Ontology annotation, molecular function: histone H4K20 methyltransferase activity; protein binding. NCBI's taxonomy places the organism in Eukaryota, Metazoa, Chordata, Actinopteri, Beloniformes, Adrianichthyidae. The transcript has 10 exons. Bases 285 to 2846 code for a protein of 853 amino acids. Gene Ontology annotation, cellular component: nucleus.